AGUAGAACCAUGCUUAGGUCUCAAAUUCAAAUUUUCAAAUGUGAUUAGAAGAUAGAUAAUAAAUUAUGAAAACUACUUUUCUAAAUUAUUCAAAUAAUUCAACUGUUCUUCAUGUUCCAAAGUUGAUUAUACCUCACCCAUUUCCCAAAUGUCAAAGUUCUUGAGCCAGCACAAAACCCCGAGCCCGACCCACUGUAAUCCAAUGCGAUGACACUGAAUACUUUCCGAACUUGCCUUGUUGCCCACAUUCACAUCUCAUAUAUUGCAGAACUUUCACCAUUCCUUCCAUUGGUGAUCUCUCCCAUCCAACUGUAGCACAGCCAGCUCUUCAAAAGCUUAAACCCUCCCAUUUUCCAUCCGUUAGGGUUUUAGUCCCCCACCAUCGUCCCAUGGACUCCGCCGCAGAAUCGACCCACCCCCCGCAGAAGCAACAGGAAGAAGAAGAGCAGAAGACCCAGAGCAAGAAAGCCGCCAAGAAAGAAGCCGCCAAGCUCGAGAAGCUCCGCCGUCGCCAGGAGGCCGCCGCCGCCCAAACCGAUGUCUCUAACCUCUCUCUAGAUUCCGUCGUCGACCCCCUCGCCGCGAACUACGGCGACGUCCCGCUCGUGGACCUGCAGUCCAAGGCGGUGACCGGCCGUAAAUGGACGGAUAUCGGGUCGCUGACGGCGGAAUUGAAGGACCAGAACGUGUUCAUACGCGGCCGGGCGCAGGCGAUCCGGGCUGUGGGGAAGAACAUUGCGUUUUUGGUGGUAAGGGAGAAGGGGUGCACGGUGCAGUGUGUGUUGACCGUGGCGCCUGACCUCGUUAGCCGCCAGAUGGUGAAGUACGCCACUAGUUUGAGCCGCGAGUCGCAUGUCGACAUUGAAGGAAUCGUGUCUGUUCCCGGUGUUCCCAUUAAGGGAGCAUCUCAACAGGUGGAAGUUCAAGUGAGGAAGCUGUAUUGCAUCAGCAAGGCUGUUUCAAAUCUGCCCAUUAAUAUUGAGGAUGCUGCUCGGAGUGAACUAGAAAUUGAAAAAUCUUUGCAGGCUGGAGAACAGCUUGUUCGUGUUAAUCAGGACACACGUUUGAACUACAGGGUUCUUGACAUGCGAACACCAGCAAAUCAAGGAAUUUUUCGUGUUCAAUGUCAAGUUGAAAAUAUAUUCAGGCAGUUCUUAUUAUCAGAAGGGUUUGUUGGAAUCCAUACCCCAAAGUUAAUUGCUGGCUCCAGUGAAGGUGGUUCGGCUGUUUUCAGGCUGGACUACAAAGGGCAGGCUGCAUGUCUGGCACAAUCACCACAACUUCACAAGCAAAUGGCAAUCUGUGGUGAUUUUGGGCGUGUUUUUGAGAUUGGUCCUGUCUUUAGAGCAGAAGACUCUUACACUCAUAGACAUCUAUGUGAGUUUACUGGUCUUGAUGUUGAAAUGGAGAUCAAGGAGCACUAUUUUGAGGUAAUGGAAAUUGUGGACCGCUUGUUUGUUGCAAUGUUCAACAGUCUGAAUGAGAAUUGUAAAAAAGAACUUGAGGCUAUUGGGAAGCAGUAUCCAUUUGAACCUUUGAAGUACUUACCGAAGACGUUACGGCUAAAAUUUGAAGAUGGAGUUAAAAUGCUUGAGAAAGCUGGCGUGAAAAUUGAUCCUCUUGGGGACCUUAACACAGAAUCAGAGAGAAAAUUGGGCCAGCUAGUUUUGGAAGAGUAUGGCACAGAGUUUUAUAUACUUUACCAAUAUCCUUUGGCUGUUAGGCCAUUUUAUACCAUGCCCUGCUGUGGUAAUCCAGCUUAUAGCAAUUCAUUUGAUGUAUUUAUACGGGGUGAGGAGAUAAUUUCAGGAGCUCAACGUGUUCACGUUCCAGAAUUCUUGGAAGAACGUGCAAAAUCAUGUGGGAUUGAUGUCAAGACUAUAUCAACAUAUAUUGAUUCCUUCCGAUAUGGUGCGCCUCCGCACGGUGGAUUUGGGGUAGGUCUGGAGCGUGUGGUUAUGCUCUUCUGCGGUCUCAACAACAUUCGAAAGACAUCACUCUUCCCUCGUGAUCCUCUGAGGAUUGCUCCGUGAUUCUGCAUACCCAACUGGCCCACGGGUCUAAUUUUGUCUCUUUUCAUUAUUGGGACUCGUUUGUUUUUGAUGCCCCAUAAAGUUGACAGAUUAAUAACAAGUUGAGUAAAAUUAGCAGCAGCAGCAUUUUAGCUUUUGUUUUUCCUCCCAUUGCUGCUUCAUUGUGCCGUAUUAUUGACAUGCAACAGAACCUCGUAUCUGUGAAUCUGCGUUUCACAAAAUUCACAUUUAAUUUAGUCUGCAUAUGUAUACUAUUUCGGCAAUGAUAUACUUAAUCCUGGGAAUGGACACUAUUUCAGCUGUA
Molecule: messenger RNA, 2337 nt
Organism: Malania oleifera
Lineage: Eukaryota; Viridiplantae; Streptophyta; Magnoliopsida; Santalales; Ximeniaceae
Product: aspartate--tRNA ligase 2, cytoplasmic
Exons: 10
Coding region: 390-2033 (547 amino acids)
Biological process (GO): aspartyl-tRNA aminoacylation
Cellular component (GO): aminoacyl-tRNA synthetase multienzyme complex; cytosol; cytoplasm
Molecular function (GO): aspartate-tRNA ligase activity; RNA binding; ATP binding
Source: RefSeq, a predicted model, not a curated record